Molecule: messenger RNA, 1431 nt
Organism: Soboliphyme baturini
Lineage: Eukaryota; Metazoa; Nematoda; Enoplea; Dioctophymatida; Soboliphymatidae
Source: the annotation of a GenBank genome assembly
CUGAUGGGUCAUCAUCUUAUAUUACCUCCAUGGUAUGACUGUUCCGGAUUCCAGUUAAUGGAGCCGUUCGUCAUAGGCAUUUGUGGCGGCAGUGCUUCGGGCAAAACGACGGUUGCGAAGCGGAUCAUCAAUGCGUUGGACAUUCAGUGGGUGACUCUUCUGUCCAUGGAUAGUUUUUACAAGGUGCUCACCGAGGAGCAGCACGUCUUAGCGGCCCGGAAUGAGUAUGAUUUUGAUCGUCCAGAUGCAUUUGAUUUCGAUCUUCUACGAGAAACUCUUCGCCGACUGAGGGAAGGUAAAAGAGUCGAGGUUCCAGUUUAUAAUUUUACUACUCAUUCCCGCGAGAAGCAAUGGAAAACGCUGUACGGAGCUUCGGUGAUUAUUUUCGAGGGCAUUCUUGCAUUCUAUGACCCACUAAUACGUGACCUGAUGGAUCUGAAAGUGUUCGUUGAUACUGACUCUGACAUAAGGCUUGCACGGCGAUUGACCAGAGAUAUUCUGAAUCGCGGACGCGAAAUUCUUGGCGUUUUGAAGCAGUAUAACACUUAUGUGAAGCCCUCGUUCGAUUGCUUUAUUGCUGCCAACAUGCAAUACGCACACAUCAUUAUACCUCGAGGCGGGGAGAACAAAGUGGCUAUCGAUCUGAUUGUCCGACAUGUGCAGUCACGCUUGCAUGAGAGAGAAGGCCGCAGUCGCGCGAAACUUGCCCUUGGUUUUGCCAACGGUCGCUUCGAUAAUUUCGCCUCACAGUUGCCUCCGUCAUUGCACGUCUUGAAAGAAACACCACAGAUCCGUGGUCUUCAUACUUAUAUUCGGAACCAAGAUACUCCACGGAAUGAGUUUGUUUUCUACUCGAAUCGUCUCAUGCGGCUUCUCUUUGAGUAUGCAUUGGGUUUGCUUCCUUUUGAAGAGAAAGUCGUGAAAACCCCACAGGGCACCGAAUACGUUGGUCGACAGCGGUCUGCGAAAAAUAUAUGUGGAACGAUGGAGAUCGCCUUGAGAGAAGUGUUGAAGGACUGUACGAUCAGCAAGAUGCUUAUUCAAACGAAUCCGUUGACGAUGGAACCAGAACUUUACUACCUACGGCUGCCAAAAGACAUACACCAAUAUCACGUUCUGCUGAUGGACGCAACUGUAGCUACAGGCGCGGCAGCUGUAAUGGCAAUCAGGAUCCUGCUGGACCACGACGUCCCACAAGAAAACAUUACGUUGCUAUCGCUGCUUAUGGCCGAGACCGGCAUCCAGAGCGUCGCCUACGCAUUCCCCAGCGUCCAGCUUGUCACUACCGCAAUCGACAAGAGUCUCUCUUGUGAUUAUCACAUCUUGCCUGGUCUGGGAAAUUUCGGAGAUCGCUAUUUUGGCACCGAGUUGAUUCGCACUUCUGAGCAUUUUGACUUAGAAUUAAACACUGAUACCUUGACUUGGGUUUAA